Molecule: messenger RNA, 2208 nt
Organism: Nematolebias whitei (Rio pearlfish)
Lineage: Eukaryota; Metazoa; Chordata; Actinopteri; Cyprinodontiformes; Rivulidae
Gene: gusb
Product: glucuronidase, beta
Exons: 12
Coding region: 29-1924 (631 amino acids)
Biological process (GO): carbohydrate metabolic process; glucuronoside catabolic process
Molecular function (GO): beta-glucuronidase activity; carbohydrate binding
Source: RefSeq, a predicted model, not a curated record
GAAGGCGCGAGCGGCUGAAACGGUCGGGAUGCUCCGUGUUCUGUGUCUCCUCGCUGCCUGUGAGGCCGUGCUCCUGUUGGACACCGGCAUGCUCUUUCCCCGGGAGUCCUCCUCCAGGGAGCUGAAGGAGCUGAACGGGCUGUGGGCUUUCAGGGCCGACAGGUCCCCGAACCGGAACCGAGGCUUCGAGGAGGCUUGGUACCAGAGUCGACUGGUAGAGACCGGCCCUGUGAUUGACAUGCCAGUUCCUGCCAGCUACAAUGACAUCACACAAGACGCCACACUGAGAGAUUUUGUUGGCUGGGUGUGGUAUGAGCGAGAGGUGAUGAUACCUGCCCACUGGAUCAAAGAUGGAGGCGCACGAGUGGUUCUCAGAGUGGGAAGUGCUCAUUAUCAUUCAAUAGUGUGGGUGAACGGUGUGAAAGUGAUGGAACAUGAAGGUGGUCAUCUUCCUUUUGAGGCUGACAUCAAUAGCGUGCUGCAGCAGAACUCCACUAUGCCGUGCAGGAUCACCAUUGCUGUUGACAACACUCUGACUCUACAUACUCUUCCCACAGGCAACAUCCAGUACAUGAACGACACCACUAGGUAUCCUGUUGGUUAUUUUGUGCAAACUGUCACCUUUGAUUUCUUCAACUAUGCUGGAAUAGACCGUUCUGUACUUCUCUAUACCACACCUAAAACUUACGUGGAUGACAUUACAGUGGUUACAGAUUUCUCCGGGAACACAGGAUUUGUUAGGUACAAUGUGUCAGUCGGAGGUGCAGCUACAUCCAAUGUGAGGGUCACUUUGAUAGACAAAGAGGGCCACCCUAUGACCUCCUCCAGUAAGCUAUCUGGAGUGCUUACAGUGGCAGAUGUUAAGCUGUGGUGGCCAUACUUGAUGCAUGAGAAUCCAGGUUAUAUGUACUCUAUGGAGGUUCGUCUCAAGGCUGAUGGUAAGGGAUCAUCAUUUGAAGAUGUUUAUACGCUACCAGUUGGCAUCCGCACGGUUAAAGUAACCAGCACCCAGUUUCUCAUCAACAACAAGCCUUUUUAUUUCCAUGGCAUCAACAAGCAUGAAGACUCUGAUAUUCGUGGUAGAGGUUUGGACUUGCCCCUAAUUAUUAAGGACUUCAACCUAAUGAAGUGGUUGGGGGCCAAUUCUUUGCGCACAAGCCACUACCCUUAUGCUGAGGAGUUCAUGCAGCUGUGUGACAGCUAUGGCAUCGUAGUGAUCGACGAGUCUCCGGCAGCGGGCAUAGUAGACUUUGAGUCUUUUGGAAAUAUAUCUUUGGCCCACCAUCUAGAUGUCAUGGAUGAGCUUGUACGCCGAGACAAAAACCAUCCUUCUGUGGUGAUGUGGUCUAUAGCCAACGAGCCCUUUUCAGUUCUACCACAGUCUGUGUAUUAUCUCAAGACAGUGAUACAGCAUACCAAAGCUCUGGACCCUACCCGACCUGUCACCUAUACCACCUAUUUAGAUGUUGACAAGGACUUAGGAGCUCCCUAUGUGGACGUGAUCUGUUUGAACACCUACUUCGCCUGGUACUUUGAUUCAGGCCAGCUGGAGGUCAUCCCUUUCCAAGUCAAAACUCAACAUGAGAGCUGGUAUAAAAAGUACAAGAAGCCCAUCAUCCAGACAGAAUAUGGAGCAGAUGCAGUGGCGGGGCUUCAUUUUGAUCCACCUGUGAUGUUCUCUGAAGAGUUCCAGAGGGACUUCAUGCAGCAAUACCACCAAGUGUUUGACAAGGAAAUGAAGAACUUUCUUAUUGGAGAACUUGUAUGGACCUUUUCUGACUUCAUGACCAAUCAAAUAUUCUAUCGAGUGGCGGGGAACAGGAAGGGAAUUUUCACUCGGCAAAGGCAGCCCAAGGCAGCAGCCUUCCUCCUGAAAGAGAGAUACUGGAAACUGGCAAAUGAAGCAGGCAAACUGGGUCAUUGAAACAAGUACUCCACAUACAAGUACCACACUACCUCAACUAUUACCUCAACUACUACCUCAACCAAACUAUUUCCUGCUUGUGGAAGAUGUCAUGGUUUACACUUGGAGUCAAGUUAUUAUGAUUUAAUAAUGCCUACAUGUAGACACUUGGCAUAGUCUGUAAUAGAAGAUGUAACUGGGUGGAUAAGUAGAACCAGAUUUUUAUGGUCUUUUCGGUUUUUACUUUUAUUAUCUUUUGAAUGUUGACAUCUUUUUUAAAAUUGAGAUUAGUAUUCUGAAACGUG